Lates calcarifer (barramundi perch) is the source of this 3283-nucleotide messenger RNA. RefSeq names its product protein phosphatase methylesterase 1. Gene Ontology annotation, biological process: protein demethylation. Gene Ontology annotation, molecular function: protein methylesterase activity. Bases 598 to 1701 code for a protein of 367 amino acids. NCBI's taxonomy places the organism in Eukaryota, Metazoa, Chordata, Actinopteri, Centropomidae. The transcript has 14 exons. The record is from RefSeq and is a predicted model, not a curated record.
GACUUAGAGCUCAAUAGAAUUUAAUGUGCCACCAUCCUGUAAUUAACACAUGGCUGCAAAAGUUACAUAGUGUUGGUUUAACCACCAGAAAUUUCUCCAAAGUUCAUGUCCCUAGUUGAGGCUGCUGGCAGAUUAAAGUGACGUAAGACAGUGAGAGUUUUGAUUCUCAACCCUUUCUCCCUUUCUAUCCGCUUACUGUUCAACCCACUUUCACUGUCUUAACCAAUAAGAUGCUGCAACGGUGAUGCUACCUGACAACAACAGAUGACUAGGUAUUGUCCUGUUGUGUGUGUGUGUGUGUGUGUGUGUGUGUUUGUGCUUGUACUUACACCAGCAGUCAGCCACCUCCCAUGUUACUUGGCUGAUGGACGUGGGACGUAGUGGACAGGAAGAGGAGCAGCUCUUUCUGCUGUGUAUUACUUAUUAAGGAAAACCUGCUUAAUUAUCUGACAAAGACAUACACACACACACACACACACACACACACAUAUAUAUAUAUAUAUAUACAAAACUCAUUCACACACUGCUGACACACAAAAAUACACCAGAUUGAAGAUAACCAGCUGCCGUUCGGACGUCUUCCUGCUGAGACGCAGCAUGUGGGAGGAGAACUUUGAUACAGAGCAUGAGGUUGGCCGUAAGCUAGACUACUCGCCGGUGUCGUGGCGGGAGUAUUUUGACCAGAUGGAGGAUGUGAGUGUGGGGUUGGCCGACAGCAGGGACGUUUUCAGGAUCUAUAAAGCAGGGACUGAUGGACCUCUGCUGGUUCUGCUGCACGGAGGAGGACACUCAGCCCUGUCCUGGGCUGUCUUCACCACAGCCAUCGCCAGCAGAGUGACCUGCCGGGUACUUGCCAUGGACCUCAGGGGUCACGGUGCCACCCUGGUCCGCCAAUCAGAUGACUUCUCAACUCAAACUAUGUCCAGCGAUGUAGCCAAUGUGAUUCGAGCCUGCUACGGUGAGACUCCUCCCCCCAUCGUCCUGAUUGGCCACGGCGUUGGUGGGGCGAUUGCGGUGCAUACAGCCAGCAACAUGCUGCUACCAACCACUGUGGGUCUGGUGGCCAUAGAUGUCGUGGAAGGCAGCGCAAUGGAUGCACUCCACAGCAUACAGAACUUCCUGAAGGGAAGACCCAAGUCCUUCAAGUCCAUGGACCAUGCUAUAGAGUGGAGUGUCAAGAGCGGACAAAUCAGGAACCUGGAGUCUGCCAGAGUCUCGAUGGUUGGUCAGAUCAAAAGAUGUGAGGUGGAGGAGGCUGACACUCUGGAGCAGGCCAGCCCGGUGACCGACGUGGUUGUCGAGCGCAACGAAGAGUUCUACGAUCAGAGCUACGUAAACGAUAAAGAAAACGCUGCCUCAGAGGUGAGCCUCAGCGAAGGCCAGAGUGUGUACAAGUGGCGUAUAGACCUGUCAAAGUCAGAAAAGUAUUGGGACGGCUGGUUUAGAGGAACUUCUAACCUCUUCCUGGCCUGCAACCUGCCCAAACUCCUGUUAUUGGCAGGAAUCGACCGGCUGGACAGAGAUCUGACUAUUGGCCAGAUGCAAGGUAAAUUCAUGAUGCAGGUGCUGCCCCCCUGUGGUCAUGCAGUGCAAGAGGACAAACCAGACAAAGUGGCUGAGGCUGUGGCCGCCUUCCUGUUGAGACACAAGUUUGCUGAAGCCAGAAGAGAAACCAGGAGCUCUAACUCUUUCACACGAUGAAGUCUGCAGGUUUUCUUUCAGACCAACAAUAUGGAGUUCCAAAUUCAGAGAUGACUGCUUCCACAUUUUCCCUGAAGACCACUACAAACCUUUAUUUCUUUCUUCCAUCUUCAACCUUAAUCAGUAGCUACAGAGGUCUCUAGUUUUAACCUUAAAAGCUUAACAUGACUAAUAGUGGUUACAAGCCAUUUGUGACGGACUGCUGCCGUAUAGUUUUUAUUCUGCCCAUUAUUAACAGUCAAAACACAAUUAGUUUGAAAUAAUAGGAUGAUGUUUGAACCACAUUACAUCAAUACAAUAACCUUUUAAAGAUAAAAUAAUUCCAUAUAUAUGAUAUAGUUUGACCUUUAAACCCUUUUUUCAACUUCACUAUUUCUGUAAUUAUUGCCAUCUGCCUUUGUAAAACAAAACUGACCUGUUUUCUUCGAAUUAUGUUCCUAAUGCUAAACUGAGGCAAUGAAACCUUUACAACAGAAAAACACCAAAUAUUUAUGGUUGUUUACUAGUGAUACAGCACUGGCACAAUGAUUUUUCAGUUUUAUUAAUUUACUUAACAGCUAUUUUCUACCUUUGUUUUAAGACUCUCUCGGAGCAGUGAUUAACUGAAACUAGCUAGCAGGUACGCUAAUAGUGACUGCUAGCUAGUAGGUAACUGGAGGCUAAAUAAGUAAUAACAUAAGAGAAAUAAUAUUCGAAGAGUUGAAAUUUUAUGGCAUUAGACAAAAUAUUUACAUGUGAUAUUGCGGAACUUGUUAGCCAUCUUCCAUCUCAUUUUGGGUUUCCUUAUGUUAGCAGUGAAAGCACACCUAGACCUUGGGUGCAAGGCACAUAUGUAGAUGGAUAAACAGAAGAACGUGUGACCUUUUACAAACGACUUUCAGGAGAAUGAAUGUAGAAAGACAUCUUCAUUGUGUGAACAUUAAAACAGAGAGUGAAACAUGCUAAGUUAUAGCCAUCAAAAAUAUGAACGUUCGCAGUGCAUGGGCUGCCAGUUUGUUCACCACAAUCAACAGCUAGAUGUUUGUUACAAAUAAAUGUCUAUAGAAAAACAAAUUUCUAUCUCUAUUUGUCUGUGUAGAAUUAGUGCCCAUUCCGCAGGGUUUCUGCCAGCGUUUUACAAGCCCGGCAGGGAAACUGGGGCGGCGCAGUUGGAAACAUAGAUAUAAUGGUUAGAAAGCUCAUCAGCUGCAUCUGUUGGUUAAAUGUGAACUUGACGCUUCCAACUAUCACUAGCUAACGUUACCUUGCAAACUUAGCUAGCUAGUCAAAGAGUCAGUGACACAGAUACUUCCUUUGUGACAUCUAGGGAUAAUGUCAGUGAGUAAAGAUAAAAGCUAAAAAACCUUAGACAAAUGGUUUCAGGUGGCCAAAUACUUGAGGUGAUGGCGAUAGGAAAGGGACUUCUAACAUUUGCAGCUCCACUGAGUCAGCAUUAUUAGCCUUAGCCCAGGUGGCGAGCACCCUGUCCUCGAUGAUGCCAGUAGAGCAAGAACAACCUCAGGCCUAACAACUUUUCUGGCAGAAAUCCUGGUGUCAUUAGAUGAAUGUGUUUGUUGUUCAGUAUAAAGUUCACUGUGAUUUA